AUGUGCGCCCAUCAACCGAGAGGUGUAGUGAUUGCUGAUGCUGGCGUUGCGGACGAGGCAUUUCUGCUCUCCGCUCCCAUUUCAGCUUCUCCAGCCAACGACGGCCGCGAAACGAUUUUCAAACUUGCCCUGCGUGGCCUGCUGCGCUUCCCAAUCUCCUUCCACGCUUGCCUCUGCGUCUUCUGGCUACUGCCAGCCAUGGACGGCCAUUUCCGCUGGCGCGCCUCCGCGUCGCCGCCGCACUUGAGUCGCGAAGACGGGGACAGCGACGAUCCGGAUGACACUGCCGCGCCGUGUCGCAAAGGGCCCUUGCCGGCCCCUCCUUUACCCCGCGCUCCCUUCUCCACCGUGACAACCGCCGCUGCGUCCGGCCCCGGGAGGCGCGCGGCGGUGCAGCGCGAGCUGGAGCGGAUGGCGCGGCUGCGCGCGAUGCUGGACGCGCGCGAGGCGGAGGUGCUGGCGGUGCUCGACUCCGCCUUCACGUGGCUCCGCUGCUCCGCGCAACCCUGCGUGCCAGAUGCCGCGCAAGCCGCAGACGAGUGCGCGGGAAGCUGGUACGACGGGCGGCGGCAGGCGGGACUCGCCACAGUGGUCCUCGCGGACAACGAUGACGAUGGCGCCGCCGCUGUUGCCGCGGCUGAUGACUAUUCCGCUCCGCCUGCUGCUGCGCUUCUCGCACGUCGCUCGUUCACGUCGCCCGUCGGCGACGGACGGAGGAACGGCGCGCGGCCAGCCAAUGGUGGCAGUGCCGUUCCGCCCGUCGCCCAGUAUUCGCUGGCUGGCGGGGACGAGGGCUCUCUUCCCGCCCAGGCGUCGCAGGCGGCAGCUGUCGUUGCGGGCUGCGCGCCGAGCGCAGGAACUCACGCCGUGGGCGGCGGCGCCGUGGUGCGGGCGGAGGAACGGAGGGAGGGAGGAGAGGUGGUGGUGAAGAGGAAGCGAGGCCGGCCCAAGGGCAGCGGCAAGAAGGGGUCGCUCGCCGCGCUCACUCCGUCGCACGCUUCGCCCUCGAUUCGCAUUACGCCCGCCGCUCGUCUUCCAUCCACCGCCUCAACGCCGCGCGCGCCCGCGACCCCCUCUGCGUCGCCUGCAGAUGCCGAGAAAGCCGGCGUCGGGAGCGGCGAAAUGGAGGCGGCGGCAUGGGGAGAGCGGCGCGAGGUUGGGCGCGACAAGGUCAAGGACGGUCCCGCUGUGGUUCAGUUGCAGGACAGCGAGGCGGCGGAGUGGCGGAGAGCGGGCCGUGCGGGGGAUGGCAGCAGCGAGCAGCGCGGCGAGGGCGAGACGGAGGCCUGGCGGAUGAGCGCGUGUGGCGCUCGCCGCGCCAUCGAACCCGCAGGCGGUGGUGGUCCUGGCCGCCCGGCGCGGCUGCAUGGCGGCCCACAGCGGACAGGGGGCGACGAGGGGCGGGGCAGCAAGGGACCGUUGGGCGGCGGUGCCGGAGUGGGGGCGAGCGGCAGGGAGCGGAAGAGCAAGGGGCCGACAGGGAGGCCGCGAGGCAGGCCGAGGGUUGUUGGCGUGGAGAAGAAGAGGUGGCAGGAGCGGCCGCAGGAAGGACAGGCGGGUAAGCGGGUGGGGGGCGCUGGGGAGAAGGCAGAAGGCGGCACGGCUGAAGACGACUCAGUAUGGCCCGUGGGCGACGGUGGGGGCCGUGCGGAGGAGGGCACAGGGGGGAGGGCGGAAGGGGCCCCGUGUAUCUGA
Molecule: messenger RNA, 1695 nt
Organism: Closterium sp. Yama58-4
Lineage: Eukaryota; Viridiplantae; Streptophyta; Zygnematophyceae; Desmidiales; Closteriaceae
Source: the annotation of a GenBank genome assembly